AAUAUUUAGAAAGCACAGGGACUAAAUAGCAAUGUUCAUAUAGAGCUUUUCUCGAUCCGCUAUUUUUAUUAGGGCAUAGCGCGGUUUCGCCGCAGAAGCGCUUUUCCAAUUGAUCGAGCAUCAUGCAGGCCAGCGACAGAUUUAACAUUAACUCUCAGCUUGAGCAUCUGCAAGCCAAGUAUGUUGGAACAGGGCAUGCGGACUUGUCUAGAUUUGAAUGGGCAGUAAACAUCCAGCGGGACAGCUAUGCAUCCUAUAUUGGUCACUAUCCCAUGUUAGCAUACUUUGCUAUAGCGGAAAAUGAAUCAAUUGGGCGAGAGCGCUACAAUUUCAUGCAGAAAAUGUUGUUGCCGUGUGGUCUUCCUCCACAGCGGGAUGAAGAUUGAGGUGCUCGUAGUUUCAAUUUCAAGCUUGUCCGUGUUGGUCCUCUUCCUGUAGUCGGCCGCUUCCCGUCACAAAGAAAGUGAAGAGCAAAAAGAUUGCCUAUCAGCCACUUGAUGAUCUUUUCUUUCUUCUUCUACCUUUUUCCUUUCAGAGCUGUUAUUGAGAGGAUUGCGCGAGCGUGUGUUCUAAACUUAACACAACAUGUUUAUUUUUUAUUUUGUGUCAAGAAUGUGUUGAGCUACUUAUCUAAAGCAAAACAGUAUGAGAAACAUCAACUCGAGGUCCUCGAGGCGCAUACUAUUAUUGAUAUUAAAACCAAAUUUGAUCUGAUAGAAGGAGAGUUUGAUGGAAAUUUAUAUU
Molecule: messenger RNA, 744 nt
Organism: Ananas comosus (pineapple)
Lineage: Eukaryota; Viridiplantae; Streptophyta; Magnoliopsida; Poales; Bromeliaceae
Exons: 4
Coding region: 123-386 (87 amino acids)
Biological process (GO): mRNA splicing, via spliceosome
Cellular component (GO): precatalytic spliceosome; U2 snRNP
Source: RefSeq, a predicted model, not a curated record